Molecule: messenger RNA, 3043 nt
Organism: Aspergillus japonicus CBS 114.51
Lineage: Eukaryota; Fungi; Ascomycota; Eurotiomycetes; Eurotiales; Aspergillaceae
Product: putative quinate pathway repressor protein QutR
Exons: 2
Coding region: 214-2958 (914 amino acids)
Biological process (GO): chorismate biosynthetic process
Molecular function (GO): 3-phosphoshikimate 1-carboxyvinyltransferase activity; shikimate 3-dehydrogenase (NADP+) activity; 3-dehydroquinate dehydratase activity
Source: RefSeq, a predicted model, not a curated record
CCCCUCUGUCGCAUUUUCCUCGGAUUUCGCACCGACCCCCCCCCCCCAUGGCCUAAACCCGUCCUCCUAUUCCUCCCACACCCUGUCGGUUCCUGCAUCACAUCCUUCCCAAGUCAUGCGCCACUCCGUCAGAGAUCACAUUCUUAAUAUAACGCCCACUCUCCCCCGUUACAACUCCCCCGUGGACUCGGAUCAAACCCCGCCACCGCUAUAAUGUCCGUGAUCGUGAAACCCCCCAAGCGCAAACUAGAUGACCUCGACGGCCCCAUCGCACAGAACCACCGACGGUUGUCGCAUAGCCCGUACGUCUCAAGUGGCUCCCAAUCUGUCGACCCGGCCUACGGAGAUGAGACCCCGAGGGAACGAGUCCACAGCCUCCCCGGAGACAACCCAGAGGCCUCACAUUGGUUUGCCCCCUCGUUGCGCGGGGUCACCUCCAGCCGUGGGUCCCCCACGGCCUUCGAAGGCGCUACCCAGGUGCCCCGAAAGUUUGCGCGGAACUCAUCCAUCGUGCUGAUUGGCAUCCGAGGGACCGGCAAAUCCAGUCUGGCGGUGAUACUGGCGGCCACGUCGGGGCGGAGGUUGAUCGAUGCGGACCGGUACUUCCAGCAGAUCACCGGACGGUCGCGCGCGGCGUACAAAAAGGAAUUUGAAUUGGUGGAAUACCGACAGCAGGAGGCCCGAGUGAUGGAGUCGAUGCUGGCAGAACAUCAGGAAGGAUGCGUGAUCGCCUGCGGGCCGGGUUCCAUGGAGCGCAGUGGACAGAUGCUGCUCCGCGAGUACGCCAGAACACACCCGGUGAUCUAUCUCCUCCGGGACGCGGAAAGCAUCCAGUCUUACUUGAAGGCGUGGAAUGUUGACAAAGUCCGUCGGUUCCUCGGCCUGGCGGGGCCGAUCUACCGGGCGUGUUCCAACCUGGAGUUCUUCAACGUGUCGGAGAAAGGCAUGGCGGAGCAUGCGGCCGCCAAAGAUGGUAAUCACGCUCAGUUGGAGCUGGAGCUGGAUCAGCGCUUUCAGGCUAUCACGCCCUUCCUGACUCUGAAACGAUUGCAGCUCGACUUUCUCCGGUUUAUCGCUUUCGCGACGGGCGAUGCCCACGAUCUGAGCAGUCUGAACGCGUCCUUCCCGCUGUCCAUGCAAGCGAUUGAGUCCCGGGCGUUUACUUACGCUGUGACAGUACCGCUUUCGUCGUUGUUGGAGCGGGACCUGGACAUCGAAGACCUUGAGUCUACGUCUGAUGCAUUCGAACUCAAGAUUGACAUCACGGAACCGCCCUCCUCGCGACUAGCUGUGGACUCCGGGAUCGCCGACAAGAUUAGCCAUGCGGUCGCAAACAUUCGACGAAAUACGGUCGUCCCACUCGUAUAUCACGUGGAAAGUAGUGUAGGCUUCAGUAGCCAGAAUGGCGAGCACAACGAAUACUCGCGUCGACCCACGAACGAGUAUUUGAAUCUUAUCCAGCACGGGCUACGCCUGGCUCCAGAAUUCGUGACGGUCGACUUGUCGUAUAGCGACGACCUCUUGUCUCAAAUCAUUGCGUCGAAGGGCUCAAGCCGUGUGAUCGGCCAUUAUGCUGCGGCUCAGCCUCCGCCGAGGGGAUGGGACGAUCCGACUUACAUGAACCUCUAUGAGCGAGCAAAACGGCUGGGCUGUGAUCUCGUACGGUUGACUCAGCCGGCGACCUCCAUAGAUGACAAUUUUGCUGUUCAAAGGUUUCGCGACUCCUUCAAGUCGCUUCCGACCCCUCUACCCCUUAUAGCAUACAACUCAGGACUGCUAGGCCGGUUGUCUUGUUGUUUCAACCCGAUAUUGACGCCUGUGACACACCAGUCUCUUCUCUCUGAAACGCAACUCAAGGGGCUUCCCUGUAUUACGUUGCGUGAAGCUCAGGAAGCUCUAUACUCGUCCUUCACUCUGGACCCUAUGCAGUUCUUCCUCUUCGGUGGCAACGUCACCUACAGUCUGUCGCCAAUCAUGCACAACGCGGCAUACAAUCUCUGUGGCAUGCCGCAUGUCUACCGAACCCACCAGUCAUCUACGUUGCGUGGAUUAAAUGAUCUGGUGUCCAAUCCUCACUUUGGCGGCACCAGUGUUGCUUUGCCGUACAAGACCGAAGUGAUCCCCCUCCUCCAUUCGAUGUCUCCUCACGCUCGCGCCAUCGGUGCUGUGAACACUCUUGUCCCCAUUCGAGAGAGCGACGAAAAGGCUCUGGAUGGGGAUGGUUCUCCUUUGCUUAUGGGCAAGAGCCGCGCGGGCCCGGUGAAAGCUUUGCAUGGAGAUAACACCGACUGGAUUGGCAUUGGUAACUGCUUCCGGCGAGGCUUAUCCCCUGCGAAUGCCAUCCGGCCCUUGUCUACCGGGUUGGUUAUUGGGGCAGGUGGUAUGGCUCGCGCUGCCGUCUACGCCAUGAUUCACCUGGGGGUGCAGAACAUCUUUGUGUUCAACCGCACUGUUGCCAACGCGGAGAAGCUAGCCCGGCACUACAACCAACAAAACCUACGUUCACCCGGCCGUGCCGGGUCAACGACCCGCCCUCAUGUUCAUGUUUUGCAAUCACAACAAGACAGCUGGCCUGUCAAUUACAAGCAACCGACCGUCAUUUGCUCCUGCAUCCCGACACACAGUAUCGGAGGGGAACCGGCGCCCAAUAAUGAGAUACCGUCCCAGUGGCUGGAGAGCCCGACGGGGGGUGUAGUUGUCGAACUGGCCUACAAAUCCCUCAACACCCCCCUGAUCAAGCAAAUCCGCGCUCUCUCCCACCGCGGCUGGGUGGCAUUGGAUGGAUUGGAUGUUCUCCCGGAGCAAGGCUUCGCUCAGUUUGAAUUGUUUACUGGUCGCCGUGCGCCGCGACGGUUGAUGCGCACGGUGGUGUUGAAAGAGUAUAAGGAGGAAGAAGGGCAAUACGACCCGCAAGCCAUCCAGCAUCGACUUGAGAAUCUGAAGGGGCAACCUACUUGACGAUGAGCGUGGCCGGGAUACGUGGCGACGGUAGUAUCGCCGCUUUAAUGUGAUUGAUUGAUGUGAUGUCGGAAUAUUAGCUGAG